Molecule: messenger RNA, 1542 nt
Organism: Magnusiomyces paraingens
Lineage: Eukaryota; Fungi; Ascomycota; Dipodascomycetes; Dipodascales; Dipodascaceae
Exons: 1
Coding region: 1-1542 (513 amino acids)
Source: RefSeq, a predicted model, not a curated record
AUGGCCGCCCCAGCCCUGGACCAUUUGUCCAAGAGACGUAGAAAGCUUGAACAGCUUCAUCGGAAAACUCUAGCGUUCUCUGGAAAUCUGCCUCCUGUCGAUUUAAUCGAUGUCCAAAAUGGAAGCUCCGCAUCUUCCUCUAGAAACAAUAUAGGCAACAGCAUUAGUAGUAUUAGUAGUAGUAGUAGUAGUAGUAAUGGCAGCAGCAACAACAACAGCAACAAUAACUCAGACACUAGUUCUACCAGCUCCAUUGGUUCUACGGGCUCUUUAUCUAAUGGUCAUGCACGAUCCAAACAUGAAACCGCUUUUUCUUUGGCAACACCGUCGUCGCUCGCCUCAUACAUCAGCAUACCAUCUUCCACCCAGACCAAAUCUUUAUCUCACCUUGCAUCUUCAUCACAUACAUCCCAAGACGCUAAACGAAACAAUCACCAUCGAUCACGCCUUCCAAAAGAUUUUGACAAAGUUCAAGUCCGUCGUUCAUGCACUGCACUGCUUAAGUUUGCUCAUGCAAAAUAUACUGCCUUGAAUUCUCACAAACCUCAUUUUCAACAACACACAUCUAUAGAAGAUAGCUUAUCAGCUGAUGCCUUACCAGCAGCACCCUUCCCAUAUGGAGAACCAAUUUAUCUUACCAUCCAGACCUUUUCCGAAAUCGCUUCACUCCGUUCUAUUGUCCCUUUCCUCAUCCCUCUCCCUAACCGCAUUAGGCCUAAACUCGCUGAUCUCUCCAUAUGCCUUAUCACCCGUGAUCCACGCGCUCCUAUAGUGGCUGUUCUAGAGGCUGAUAAGAAUUCACCUACCCACGGCGUUUUCACAGAAAUUGUCUCAGCUGGGAAACUUCGCAGCAAGCUUAUCAGCUUUAGCGAUGCGAAAAAGAAACAACACCGUCGUAAGCAUCUCGAUCAAGACGAACCACCCAGCAAAAAAACCAAGCACGCUGUCGACAAUCCUCAUAAAGCUGCGCCUGGUUAUGUUAAAUCUUUUGACAUUAUCGUUAAUGACUCUGAAAUCACUUCGGAAAAACUUACAAAAAUUUUUGGUCCUGGCGUUUAUCUUAAGGCGCCGGGCCUUAAAAUCACAAUUCCAGUUCCCAUCUCCCUUCAGCCUCCUGUUUCUGAGGAUGCAACCCCAGCACAGGCUCAAAAGAUUAAAGAUACUAUUGCUGAUCCCCUUGUUAUUAAGAACCAACUUAAGUAUAUUGCUCGUUCUUCUGCAGUAAUCAAAGCUCCUGGAAAAAACCUUUCUAUUCUUGUUGGUCUUUCAUCUUUUACACCAGAACAGCUUAUGGAAAAUAUUGCAGCUACAAUCUCUACUGUUCUUCAGAAACAAGGCGGUCUUAUUCAGGGCUCUUGGGAAAAUGUCAAGGCAAUCACAAUCAAGACUGCCAAAAGUGCAAGCAUGCCCAUCUACCAAAACACAGCUGCACUGGAAUUGCACCAGCCUUCCAUUGCUGAUCUUAAAAAUGGAUCUGCCGUGGCUAAAGCUGCUAGCAAUAAUAAUGAUAAUGACGAUGACGAUAAUAAUGAUGACGAAUAA